GUUACCGAUUACACUAGAUGGAAAAAAUGAAAACUUCAAGGAUAUUGAAAUAAUAAGUAAAAGCACGUACGAUAUCUGGUGGAGAAUAGGUUCUAAAGUUUAAUUCCUUUACAAUAACAUUUUCCACAACAAAAAUCGUCAGAAAUGUUUCAAGAUGUCUCACUACAAUUUACGUUCUCGCCUAUCAGCCACUCUACCGCCACAGUUGACGCCGCCAACAUCCCCACCUGACGAGUCGACAGUUCCGGAGCAACCACUUCAACCAUCAACUACCAUAUCAAAACAAGACACUCCAAAAUCAUCAAGCAGACGCCUUCCGCACCUGGCCACUCUCCAGCAGACGGGGAACGACCGGCGAGAAACUUCCAUACCGCACAGACUUCGGACCCAAGAGGCGCACACGACAAUACAUCAUUCAUAUAAAUAUAGUGUGUAUUUCAUAAUUGUGUUCUUAAAUUUGUAUUUUCAUUGAUACUCUAUUGUAUAUAUAAUAUCAUUUUAUCGUUACAUUUUUGGUUCCCU
This is a messenger RNA of Dreissena polymorpha, 522 nucleotides long. RefSeq lists its product as uncharacterized. NCBI's taxonomy places the organism in Eukaryota, Metazoa, Mollusca, Bivalvia, Myida, Dreissenidae. Bases 155 to 472 code for a protein of 105 amino acids. The transcript has 3 exons. The record is from RefSeq and is a predicted model, not a curated record.